AUGACUAGCCAACUUUCGCUAGGCUUACACUCUCGUGUCUUAAAGACUCCAUUAGGCAAGAUACCAAAGGUGGAUUGGUCCUCUGAUGGAAGAUAUAUCUUGUCAUCAGCGGAUGAUUCUUUGCUCGUUUGGGACGCGAACACGUACAACAAGCUUGCCUUGUUCCAAGUGCCUUCUCUUUGGGUGAUGACAUGUGCAUUUUCGCCUUCCGCAGAGACCAUAGCCGCUGGUGGUUUAAACAACAGUUGCAAAGUUAUCCCCACAGAUAAACCGGACGCCGAGCCAAUUGAUCUUGUCGGACACGAUGGCUUUAUCUCUUCAUGCAAAUAUGUUGACGAAAAUCGUUUAUUAACCUCUUCUGGUGAUCGAAGUUGCAUUUUGUGGGACAUACAAAAGCGAACCUCUAUCACGAAAUUUGAAGGACAUCUUGGAGAUGUCAUGGCAUUAGACUUUUUACCAGGGAACCCAAAUAUAUUUGUUUCUGGCGGUUGCGAUAAAACCUCAAGAGUAUGGGACCUACGGACGAAAUCCUCUGGAUUGACUAUUUUUGGCAAUGAUUCUGAUAUCAACUCUGUUUCUUUUUUUCCUUCGGAAACAUCGUUCGCUACGGGUGCUGAGGAUGGAAAAUCUAAAUGUUUUGAUAUUCGUGCAAAGACAGCCAUCUUUGAAUACCCCUCAGAAAAAUCGAACCCCGUAAGUUCUGUUUGCUUUUCUAAAUCUGGUAAAUUUUUGAUUGUAGCUACAGGUAAAGUAUGCGAGGUAUGGGACUCUGCUUCUGCUAAAUUAGUUACUUCAUUGUCAGGUCAUGAUAACCGUGUUAGUAGCGUUACCCUCAAUCCCGAUGGAACAACUUUAGCAAGCGGUUCUUGGGACUCGACGAUCCGACUUUGGUUCCCCUAA
Schizosaccharomyces osmophilus is the source of this 900-nucleotide messenger RNA. RefSeq names its product heterotrimeric G protein beta (WD repeat) subunit Git5 (gene git5). Gene Ontology annotation, biological process: G protein-coupled receptor signaling pathway. The coding region runs from base 1 to 900 and encodes 299 amino acids. NCBI's taxonomy places the organism in Eukaryota, Fungi, Ascomycota, Schizosaccharomycetes, Schizosaccharomycetales, Schizosaccharomycetaceae. The record is from RefSeq and is a predicted model, not a curated record. Gene Ontology annotation, molecular function: protein binding; signaling receptor complex adaptor activity. Gene Ontology annotation, cellular component: cytoplasm; heterotrimeric G-protein complex. The transcript has a single exon.